Rotaria socialis is the source of this 1569-nucleotide messenger RNA. NCBI's taxonomy places the organism in Eukaryota, Metazoa, Rotifera, Eurotatoria, Philodinida, Philodinidae. The record is from the annotation of a GenBank genome assembly.
AUGUCUUCAAGUUCAGUAAUCGAUUUUGUUUCAUCAUCUCCUAUUCUACACGAUGAAGCAUCAAAUAAAAGCAUUGAAAUCCCUGACCCCCCAUCUUUAAAUGUAACACAUAGCUCAACAACCAAUACGACUACUACUACUACUACUAAUAAUAAUAAUAAUAAAAGUAAUUCAUCACAUAACCCCGAUGGUGAUUCUGAUAGCGAGGAUGAAACUGUGCCAAUGAAUAUAACAUUUCAUUGGCUUGACGAACAAAUGCGUGCUGGUGUUGAUUUACGUCCGUUAUUAUCACGCAUCUUACCCGGUUUACCAAAUGAUGUAUCGCAAUCUUCACUUUUUCAACUUCUUAUGGACAUUUUUCUACCUGUGCAACAGCGUCAACCACUUGAACAAUACCAAACACUUGAUGAUGCCGUAGAGUUAAUACGAAAGUCAAAAAAGAUUCUUGUUCUUACUGGAGCUGGAAUUUCUGUUAGUUGCGGAAUUCCUGAUUUUCGUUCACGUAACGGUAUCUAUGCUCGUUUACGUGAAGAAUUUCCUGAAUUACCAAAUCCUCAAUCUAUGUUUGAUAUUGAAUAUUUUACCCAUGAUCCUCGACCAUUUUUCCGUUUUGCUAAAGAAAUUUGGCCUGGCCAACAUGAACCAUCGUUAGCUCAUUAUUUUAUCGCUGAAUUAGAACGACGUGAUCAAUUGCUCCGUAAUUACACUCAAAAUAUCGAUUCACUCGAACAUCUAUGUCCAAUAAAACGUCUCAUACAGUGCCAUGGUUCAUUUUCAACAUCAACAUGUCGUCGUUGUCAAAAUCGUGUGAGUAGUGAUGAAAUAAAACAUGAAAUCUUACAACAAAUAAUGCCACAUUGUACAAAAUGUUCAAAAACAGUCCAGAAUGCAAUACUUAAACCAGAUAUUGUCUUUUUUGGUGAACCAUUACCGGAAGAUUUUCAUAAAACAAUAUCAGUAGAUAAAGAUAAAUGUGAUUUAUUAAUUGUUAUGGGCUCAAGUUUAAAAGUUAAACCAGUGUCACUUGUAUCAGAACUUUUACCUGCACAUAUACCACAAAUAUUAGUUAAUCGUGAACGUUUGCCCCAUAAAUCAUUUGAUAUUGAAUUAUUAGGAAAUUGUGAUGUUAUUAUAAAUGAAUUAUGUCUUCGUUUAGCUAAAUAUGAACCCUCAUUUGGUGACAUUAAACGAUUGAAUCAUAGAAAUGAGCAAUUAAUGAAUGAAAUUCUCUACGAUAAAAUCCGCAUAUCAAUGCAACAGCAAAAGAGAAAAAAACAGAAAGUUUCCUAUCAUACCACAAAUGAUACAUCAGUACCAAAAGAACGUUUAUCGUCUCUUCGACCUCGGAUAUUUAAGCCACCGAUGAUCCAAUCAUCAUCAUCGUCAUCUUCAUCAUCAUCGCGUAAACGUCCAUUUUCCUCAUUGAAAAAUUCUCCUUUAUUUAAUCAGAAUUCAUCUUAUAUAUCUUAUCCGCCUCGUCGAUAUUUAUUCGCAGGUGCAGAAAUAUUUUUCUCAUCAUCGGAUGAUGAUGGAAGUGAUGAUGAUUUACCUCGUAAACAUACUGAAUGA